AUGACAAACGAUAUUGAAAUCUUGAAGAAACAAGUCGAUGAUUUGCAUGCCAUUCUUAAGAAGCAAAGCUUGUUGAUAUCAAAGACCGGUGAAAGUGUUAUGCAAUUACAAUUGGAUAAACAGAGAGCUGAUGUUAAGAAAUUUGACGAUAAUUUUUCUACUCUGAAAGUGAAAGAGUCAGCCAUUGAUCCAACAGAUUUCGCCACUAAUGGAGACCUGGUAGAAUUAGUCGGGGAAUUACAAGGAGAGUUAAGCCAUAUCGAGGAAAGAGCGAUAAGGAGAACAAUAAACUCGACUAAGACUGAUUCGAACGACACGUUGGCUCCAAUGCCCAAUCUUGAUGGUGAUAUUCCAACGUUAAAGGAAAAACACUUAUUUGUUGCAACUUUAGGAAAGUUUGAGAACAUAGGAGACGAACAAUUGUACAGAUUGGCCAAGUUUUAUGAACGUUUACCACCUGCAAUGAAGGAAGAAGAAGACUUUGCAAAGAUUGUAUCCGGAAAAGUGGAAGAGAUCAACAUUAAUGAAAUAUCCGAUGCAGAGAUAAGGGAAGAAUUAAAGAAAUACUCGAAAGAGGAACUAAAUGAAAUAUUUAAUGAAGUGGCAAGAUAUUUGGGUGUCCGUUGCAGAAGAGGUGCAAACAUUUGGUAA
Messenger RNA from Naumovozyma castellii, 651 nucleotides. It is a transcript of the gene MRP8, whose product is annotated as Mrp8p. The transcript has a single exon. The record is from RefSeq and is a predicted model, not a curated record. The coding region runs from base 1 to 651 and encodes 216 amino acids. Lineage: Eukaryota; Fungi; Ascomycota; Saccharomycetes; Saccharomycetales; Saccharomycetaceae.